CUCAUUGGUUACACCGGGAUGUUGUGUAACAGCUUAACAACAUCCCUGACUCGUUUUGCUUCAUUUUUUAUUAAAUAAAUUGCAUUUUCUUUAAAUGCUUGUAUCGUUAAGAACGCAGACGUUAGCGUGGCAGCUGUUGCUACAAUGACAGCUAACGAGCUAGCUUACCCACUUAGCGACUUCCUGACAAUUAGUUUUUUUUCAUGAGCUCUGGGCUGUGGAGAAAAUCGCUGCUUGAUAAGAAUGUCAGCUACCGUGUUGGGCGUCGGAACGGGAGUUUUCAUCAUCGGAGUGGUGUGGAUUUUGGCUGCGGUGUUUGGAAUGAUGCUGCUGAGAGCAGCUGGACCCACACAGCUAGGGGUAAUCCCAGUGUUCCUACUCGCUCUCCUUAUCACUCUGGCAUUGGUGUAUUUCCCACGUAGCCCAGAAACCCCAACCACUUUCAAAGAGUUGAAGAUAGUGGACACUUUGUUCAUUGGUCGCUACAUACUGCUGGCAGUGGUGAGUUCAAUCUUUUUGCUGGCCGUCUUCAUGCUGCUUCCUUUUCAUUUCCUGGAGCUCGUUUAUGCCAAACCCUUAAAGACUCGCUAGAACUGCCAGGGUCAAACUUGGCACCAGGAGUGUGAAUCUUACAGUUUAAGAAGUGUGAGGGCAUGGAGAGGCCCCUCUUCAUCUGGGAACAGACUGAAUGUAUCCUAAAAAAGAGCUUUUGGGGGGGGGGGGGGCAGAGUUUGUAAGGUGUUGAUGCAUUUUUGGAUGACCAAAAAAAAAAAAGAAAUCACAGGCUAAACUGCAACUUGUUUGUUUAUAUUUUG
This is a messenger RNA of Thalassophryne amazonica, 815 nucleotides long. RefSeq names its product transmembrane protein 218 (gene tmem218). The transcript has 3 exons. NCBI's taxonomy places the organism in Eukaryota, Metazoa, Chordata, Actinopteri, Batrachoidiformes, Batrachoididae. Bases 244 to 591 code for a protein of 115 amino acids. The record is from RefSeq and is a predicted model, not a curated record.